Messenger RNA from Galeopterus variegatus (Sunda flying lemur), 733 nucleotides. RefSeq names its product PLAC8-like 1 (gene PLAC8L1). The record is from RefSeq and is a predicted model, not a curated record. NCBI's taxonomy places the organism in Eukaryota, Metazoa, Chordata, Mammalia, Dermoptera, Cynocephalidae. The transcript has 4 exons. The coding region runs from base 74 to 613 and encodes 179 amino acids.
CCUAAUUUUAGACCAGUCAGCUUGAUGCCAAAGGGAAAAGGAUAGCCCAAGUGACAAGAAAACACUUCUUACUAUGAAUUGGUUUAGAAGUUACUUCUCUAAGUGUCCGGAGGAUAUUUCCUUACUUAACAUACACUCACCUUUGUUGUUUUCACUCAUAUCAUCUGAAGAUGAACAACAGUUUAUUUCCAACUUGAGAAGCCAUGUACCAGCCUGCACGGUGGUGAAGCAGCCUGUCCGGGGAGCCAGUGGCAGCACCACGAUCACAGCGAUUGUCCAGACUGGCAGGGAUUGGAGCACCGGCCUCUUCAAUGUCUGCAGAGAUAGGAGAAUUUGUUUCUGCGGUUUAUUUUGUCCAAUGUGUCUUGAGUGUGACAUUGCCAGGCAUUAUGGAGAGUGUCUUUUUUGGCCAUUGUUACCUGGGUCCACACUUGCACUGAGGAUUGGCACCAGAGAGAGACAUAAAAUACGGGGAACACUGUGUGAGGAUUGGCUGGCGGUGCACUGCUGUUGGCCUUUUUCCAUCUGUCAGGUGGCCCGGGAACUCAAGAUGAGGACCUCCCAACUCUAUGAACUCUGUGCAGUCCCUUCAACUAAAGACGCCCUGGUUUGACAAAGCAAGAUAACUUCUCACUCUCCCACUCCUUCCUCUCGAACCCUUCUUAGUAGAAAGAUUGUUUUUCUUCUUUCCAUUGAAACAGAAUGAAAAUAAAUGAUUUCCCCUGCUACUGUC